Molecule: messenger RNA, 2499 nt
Organism: Lachancea nothofagi CBS 11611
Lineage: Eukaryota; Fungi; Ascomycota; Saccharomycetes; Saccharomycetales; Saccharomycetaceae
Source: the annotation of a GenBank genome assembly
AUGACUGAAUCUCCUGGCACUCCUAAUGGUAGAGAAGCGGGAAUAAACUAUGAGUUCACGCCGAUAGGGUAUGUUAAUGAGGGAAAAGAGAACUCUCCGGGCGCAGGACUUGACAGAGAAUCUAGAAAAAGGCUAUCACACAAUGAAUCGAUCCAGAGUCCUGGUCUAGAUGAAUACGAACCCCGUAAAAGGACGCGUAAACGUGACGACACGCUCAAUUCAACUCGGAUUUUCAACGACUCGUCAUUUGACGACACUCUGCCGUCUCAAGCAGGUAUUCCGAGUCUGCGAAAGAACCGUGCAAAUGAAAUGCAGAAUGGGGAAGGACAUGGUGAAAACGCCGGAGCAUCUAAUCCACUCAAAGAGCAGCAGGACUCCCUUUACAAACUUAAUUUGGAAAACUACAACCUUAGGGUCAAAUGCAAUAGCUUGCUGAAGUUUUUGAACAACGUAACCGAUGAAGGUGAAUUGAAAAAGAAUUUGGCGAUAAUCGACGAACUACAAGACUGGAAAUCUAAGUAUCAAAAGCUUGCUACUUCCUAUCGGGCCCUGCAGUUAAAAAUUGACCAAAUAGACGGCAAAGAUCCGGAGGCAUCCAAAGAAAAAACCAAGCUUAACAAAGCUCAACUAAAAGAGCUUGAAAUCAAGUUGAAUGAGUACAGAAACAGUGUCAACAACUCUAAGCAGAUAAUUUCCAAGCUGGAGGAUCGACUCCGCGUUACAUCCGACGGCUCAGACGCUAAAAAUGAACAAUUCGAAUCCAAGACACGAACGCUACGACAAGAAAUUGGGACUUUAGAAUCUACCAUCGCAGAAAGAGAAAACACGAUUAAGGAACACGAGAUAAAAAUCAAGGAACUUGGUGUCAGACUGGAGGAACAAAAACGCGCUCGUGAAGAGCUUGAGCUAAAAACUGAGGAGCAGGUCCGAAAUAUUGAGAAGAUAGAAACCAAGUUAAGCCAGUCUGAGAAAAAGAUUCAAGAACUGCAAAAGGAAUUAGAGAGGACUAAAGAUGAGUUAGAUUAUGUUUCUCGAGGGAUUGAUACCAAUGACGAAGGCGCCAAAUUACAGAUCAAUCAAUUAAAUGCUGCGAACUCGGAGCUUAAAGAAGAAAAUGCUCAAAUUGUUGCUGACAAUCGUCAAUAUCAAGGUCAAGUUGAAACGUUGAAGACGAAAUCUAAUGACCUUGUAAAAGAAAUCAAGGCAAGGGACAAUAAAGUUAGGGCACUGGACAAAGAACUUCGCGAUCUUCAACAACAACAUGUCAAGACCGGAAAAGCAUUGGAAGAAGGUAAAUCGCAAAGCUCAGAGCUCAAAGCUCUAACCAUCGAGAUCCAGCAGUUGAUGAAAGAGAAGGCUAGUCUAGAAAGGGACAAUGACAGCCUUAGAGAACGAAUUGUGACACAAGCUACGAGAUCUCCAGCGCUGAAGGGAAAUGUUAGAAAGACACUAGAAAAGGAUUCUGAAAUUGAAAAAUUGAGGUCUAGAAUACAGGAACUGGAGAAUAAAUUGGAUCUGGCAAAAAAAGCAGCGAAUACUCUUCAUCAGAAUCAUCGCCUUGAAAUGGAGCAGCUCAAAGCUCAGUUAGAGAGCUCGAAUGUAGAGCCACUGUUAGUGCAAAGAAAACUUGAUAAACAGGUCAGUAUUUUGAACCUAGAACUUGAAUCACUGCGAGAAACUAAAGACCGGGAAAUUUCCUUAUUGGAGAACAAAAUACGGCUACUGAAGCAAGAAAAUGAAGAACUCUCACAGCACAGCGAUUCACAAGCAGGUUCGUUGCAAAGAAAGGCCCUUGAGAAACAGAAAGAAAUAGAUGAGCUGGUUCAAAGAUGUAGCGAUUUGUCCAUGGAAAAACUAAGGCUCAGCAAAGAGCUGGGUCAAGUCCAGGAGUCUGAGGUCGAUAAAAAGAGGGAGCUGUCAAAAUUAGCUUCUCGAUUAGAGUACGUCACGAAAGAAUUCGUCAAGUACCGCGAGCUUGGCUCUGAUUCGGAUUCGCAUAACUCUAAGUUGAGUAUUAAAUGGGAAGAAAAGUAUCGCACUAUGAGGCAAAAGCUGCUGGAUGAGCUAAAAAUGCUUCAAGAUGAAAAUUUGGCAUUAGAAAAGAGAAUGCUGGAAAGUAAGCAACACAUCCCACGUUCCGCGACACCGGAUUUGGGUAGGCUGUCGCUGCAGGAUCAAGUCGACUACUACAAAUUGCGAUACAACCAUGAAGUCGUGCACAACAACGACUUAAAAGUUAUGAAUGGGUAUCUCAACCGGGUGCUCAGGGCGAGUUCUCGUCAUGUAAGGCUCGAUAUCAUUAAGUUAGAAAACGAGGCAUUAGCAGACAUCUGGCCAGAUUUUCCGUACCGCGGACGGCUUCGGUUCAAAACUGUCGCUCUAAUGGUUUUGGCUGCUGUGAGGUUCCAGCGCGCGGCGCUUAAACUCCGUUGGGAUGCGCAACGCAUCAAUUACCUGCGGCAGAAAAUCGUUUUGGAUCAAGAUAGAGUGACUUGGUAA